UUGGAUGAUCGCGACAUAUAUCUGCGGCCGCACCUUUUGUUUGAUAAGGCUUGCACGACACAAGUGGUCUCAGAUAUCACCAUGAAGUCGGUCGUGUGCUUUGGUCUUUUCGUCGUGGCGGUUUCGGCCUCGCCCGCUCUGGUUAGUCUGCGGGCAAGGGAAUCGUCCAGUUGCCCCCCAUCUUCUGGAUUAGGAGGUGCUUGUGUCUUCAUCAAAGGCAUCAACUGCAUCACCGACAGCGAGUGUUCUGAUGGUAAAGUGUGCUGCAGCGAGGGGUGCGGCAGUGUCUGCAAGGCCCCCCUCCACCUCCAGCCAGUGAAGCGCGCAUCUGGCUCGUGUCCCGCCCCUUCUGGUAUGAUAAGUAUUUGUCUUUUCGUCCCUGGCGUCAACUGUAUCCAAGACAGCGAGUGUUCUGACGGCAAGCUGUGUUGCAGUGAAGGUUGUGGAAAGGAGUGCAAAGAUCCAGUAACUCACGGUAAAAGGGAGGUAACUCACGCAGGUUCGUGCCCAAAGGCUGACCAGAACAUGUUCGGGUUCUGCAUAUUCCGUCCUGGCAUCAACUGUGUGAGUGAUGACGAGUGUACAGCGGACAAGAAGUGCUGCCAAGAAGGUUGUGGAAGGGUCUGCAAGACGGCUGUUUAGAUUCAUGUUUGUUUAAAAUCGUCAGCGGUAAAAUUGGAAUUUACCAAA
Molecule: messenger RNA, 690 nt
Organism: Haliotis rubra (blacklip abalone)
Lineage: Eukaryota; Metazoa; Mollusca; Gastropoda; Lepetellida; Haliotidae
Product: WAP four-disulfide core domain protein 3-like
Exons: 7
Coding region: 82-642 (186 amino acids)
Cellular component (GO): extracellular region
Molecular function (GO): peptidase inhibitor activity
Source: RefSeq, a predicted model, not a curated record